Meloidogyne enterolobii is the source of this 571-nucleotide messenger RNA. The record is from the annotation of a GenBank genome assembly. NCBI's taxonomy places the organism in Eukaryota, Metazoa, Nematoda, Chromadorea, Rhabditida, Meloidogynidae.
CAUCUCUACUCUGAAUAAUAAUAAAAUUCAAAAUCCAUCAGCAUCAUCUGCCCGAAGUGCUUCUUGGUGUGCUGAAGUAAGUGCCGAGCAAAUGCAAAAAAUGAAAAUUAGCGGAGGAAAUAGUUCUCAAGAGGAGGAAGGAUUGACAAUAUUAAAUAAUAAUUCAAGAGUUUCUUGGAGUGUUUCAAGCAUUGAUGGCGUCACUGAAAUAUUUUAUACACCAAAAACUAUUCGGAAUAAUUCUCCAAAAUUUGAAGGAGACGAAAUUGAUCAACAAACUAUUCCCGGGCCAGCAUUAACAGCGAUUAAAUUACUUUUGGAUUCUACUGCAACGGCUGGAGAUGAACAUGUAAUUGUAGAUAAAGAUACAAUUCCAACAUCUACCCAAUUAUUAUAUGCUCGCCAUUCAUUUUCUAAUUUUGUGACUGAUGAGAAGACUAAAAUAGGUGAAGAACAAAGAAAUGCAGCUUUUGAUGUUUCUCAAAAACUUUUGGGUGUAGCACAAACAGAUGCUUCUUCUACAAAUGACAAAUCAUCCCCUUCACAAAUAAGGCGCCUCUCGGCACUUUAA